Messenger RNA from Contarinia nasturtii (swede midge), 4735 nucleotides. RefSeq names its product BTB/POZ domain-containing protein KCTD12-like. The record is from RefSeq and is a predicted model, not a curated record. Gene Ontology annotation, biological process: protein homooligomerization. The transcript has a single exon. Lineage: Eukaryota; Metazoa; Arthropoda; Insecta; Diptera; Cecidomyiidae. Gene Ontology annotation, molecular function: protein binding. The coding region runs from base 988 to 1713 and encodes 241 amino acids.
UUCGUUCGGUGGGAACUGAACUGGCAGCACGUAUCUGUGAGUUUUUCUUCCUUCAUUUUAUCGAGCGUAACCGACACAUAUUUUGUUCACACACACUCUCUUUCUCUCUGUCGUUUCGAAAACCGAUGUGCAUGUGAGAGAAUAAUUUCAAACACAAAGUUUUCGUCGUGGGAAUUCGUCAUUAAUAAGAAUUAAAUACUUUGAAAUUAUAUAGAUUUGAGUAAAAUACUCAGGGCUAUAAUCUCAUUAAAGAUAACUUUUCGACUCGAAUCAAGACCAGUGUUUGUACCAGUAAAUCACACAGAGACACACACGCACACUGUGCUUGUUGAAUGGAAUAACAUUUAUAGCAAAGAAUAGAUUGUGAAGUGAAGCAACAGCAGUAGCAGUAGCAGUAACCACAGGAUUUUCGUAAGAGAGUACAUUUGGCAAAUAGUAAGUUUUCCGGAGAAAUUAAAUCAUCAAAACUACAAACUACGAGCAAUUGGACAAAAGUGCAUUCGAGUCUGGACUGAAAUCGGAAACCAAAAACACAUUAACCACAACCAUUUCAUUUGGAAUAAAUAUCGGUAUCCGGUUUACUCUAUUCGAAUAAAGUGUGGUUUUAAUUUGUGUUUCGAUUUAGAUGUGUGUUUGUGUACAGAGACCAUAAGAUUCAGCGUGCGAUUUUGGCAAAAGUGUUUUGAAAAAGCGACGAUUUGUGGUUAAAAAAAUUGUGUGCCAAAAGAGAGCAUAAGAAAAUAAGUGCAUAUAUCAAAGUAAAACGAAAGCGAAAAAAACCCAACUAAACGAAAAGUGUUUUCUCGCUUGUGUCCAGCUGAUUUUAUAGAUUACACGUACUCGGUGGAACAGCGUUUAAAGUUAAAUGAUACAAAAGCAUCAGCGAAUGAGAUAAACGGGACACGAGCACACUUAAAACGAAAUAAAAAAAUACGACACGGAAAGAAGAUUCUUCACACACACACACACUUGUUUUGUGCUAGAAAAAUGAGCGGCGAAAAAGAAGAAACAGUGAUUGAAUUGAACGUUGGAGGUGUGCAUUACACAACCACACGUCGUACAUUAACAAGUGAUAAAAGUUCUCGUCUUGGUGAAUGGUUUGAUGCGAAUAAUACAUCAUCAUCAACAUCGUCAGCGCUUGUAAAGGAUGCAAAAGGUCGAUAUUUUUUAGAUCGUGACGGUGUACUUUUCCGUUUUAUUUUGGAUUUUCUUCGAGACGAUGCGAUUCAUUUGCCAGACGGGUUUCGAGAGAAGCAACGUUUACUCAAAGAAGCUGAAUACUUGAAAUUGAACGGUUUGAUAAAAUGUUUACAAGCGCUAAGUGAUAAUCAUUCGGCAGCUGGUUGUAUUACAGUUGGAUAUAGAGGCUCGUUUCAAUUUGGCAAAGACGGUUUAGCCGAUGUUAAAUUCAGAAAAUUGUCACGCAUUUUGGUGUGCGGCCGAGUUGUAUUGUGCCGUGAAGUUUUUGGUGACACAUUGAAUGAGUCCAGAGACCCCGAUCACGGUGGUCCCGAUCGUUACACGUCACGUUUCUUUUUGAAGCACUCGUUUUUGGAACAGGCAUUUGACAUGUUAAACGAAAAAGGUUUUCGACUAUCGGCAAGCUGUGGAAGUGGCACAGCUGGAGCUGUUGAAGCAGCACUUAAACCAGGCGUCGAUGUUGAGGAGAAUCGAUGGAAUCAUUACAAUGAGUUUGUCUUUUUGAGAGAUUAAAUGAAUAAUGUCACACAAAAACAGCGUGGAAAUUCCAAUUAAAAAAACAAAAACAGAAAAAAUCAGUAGAAUAGAUUAUAUUAAGAAAAUACUAAUUUUAGUAUUAAUACUAGACAAAUCUCUUACUCGAAUUUUCUCUCUCCAAAACAAAAACAACAACAACAACAACAAAUUCAAUAAUAUGCAUUCAAACAUGGAAAAUAUCCAUUGUCACACAUUUACAAACAAAUUUCUUUUAUUUAUUUAAUUCUAUUGUCAUCAAAAACAACGGAAAAUGUCCAUACAGAAGCUCAACAUGUUGUGCUACAAGCGUGGGCAAAAAGUCAAAUUCAUUAAAGCAUCAAAAAUCGCAUGAUCCAAAUGAAAAACUUGUUCAAAUAGCUGCGAAAUGAAAUGUCAUUAAUUUGAAUGUGACACAAAGAGGCCCCUCAAUUAAACAAAUAUUAAUAACGACAGCAAUAGUUUUAAUGCAGACUGUGAGUGAGCGAGUGAGCGAGCGAAUAAUUUAUUUUCAAUCUCAUUUUAAAUCGAUUUGCAGUGUGAAAUAUCUGCUUAUUUAAUUGGUCGUAUUCGGUUUCAAUGGAACCAUACGCCAAAUAAAUAUAAACCAUAGUCAUGGAAAUUAUACACAUCGAAAAACGAUGACAUAGCACAAUGGCACGCGAUGAAAUAAUAUAUUUUCGAGUAUUGAAUCGAAGUAGAAAAAAAGCUUCACAUUUUUAUGCUAUUGGCAUAUACUUUUAUUUGGCCUGUUGCUGUGUGCACAGCGUACACACUACAAUCUAUAAAAAAGGAAAUAUAUUUUCUUUGUUGAAGAAAAAAAAAAUUGUUUGGUCAUAAAAAAAUCUUCUUUGUUGCUUCAAACGUUUCUUUUUUUUUCUCAUCUCUCGUCUAUUCGCCACCGUAUUGUUUGUUAUUAUGAAUGGCAGGAGUUUCAACUCUGAAAGCAUCUUUAUGAUUUUCAAGUACGGAUUUUUUUUUCAUACUCUUUCUGCAACACUUUUUUUUUCCUUCUUUUUUCACUCUUGACUUUCAUUUCUUCUUCCCAAUUUCACUUGAUUUGGCGUGCUCUUCUUAGUUUUUUUUUUCCUUCUUAACUGAUCAAAUUGUGGAAAUGAUUUGCGAUGGAUAUAAUACAUAUGGUUUUGCUCACAGAGACGAUGCAAUGGAAAUCACAAUGGCAAAGUGUCUCACAACUCACGUAAUUGAAACUCAAAUAAAAGGGCAAUUUAGUGUGUGAAUAGAGAGAAAAUGGACGAUAGGAGGUAAUACAUUCCAAAAACCGGAGUUCAAAAGUCGUAUAACUUAUAGCAUUUGUGUGCGUAUAUGCGGCACUCGCUCGUUCGCUUACGAACUAUUUCCAAUCCAUUGAAUUGUUGAUUUUGCUAAAAAAUAAAUUGAAAUUCGGCCAAUCGCAUCGCAUUACAUACACAGUUUUCCCAUCGAUAAAACAUUACAUUAUUUAUAGUCCAAGGCAAUUGGUUCGAUGAAUUACAAAUGACUUUUUAAUGGAAUUGUGUAGGUUAAAAAAUUCAAUAGAGCCAUUUGAAAAAAAAACUCAGCAUAUAUAAAUACACUUCAGUCAAAUAAAUCAUAAACUUUUAUCUCGGAAGUCGAACACUUAACUUCAUUUAAUUAUGUGCUUUUUUUUAGUUAAGCGUAUUUCCAGCAUAAAAGCCAUUGAAUCGAAAAUGCAUUUUCGUGGAGGUUUUUUAUAUAGAUGAAUUCGAUAUGAUUUAUUCAGUUACUUAUUAUUUUGUUUUUUCUCGGUGGAUCUGAAAUUGCAUUUGAAAUGUUUUUGCGGUGAACACUAGUGAGCUAAUUUUCAAUGCUUUUUUGCUUGUUUCAAUCAUUUUUUGCGUUGUCGCAACAGACAUUUCGAUCCGUUGUUACAACGUCAUAUCAUAAAAUUCAACUUUAUGAAGGAGAAGGGAAAUUGUGUGUACUGUCAAGUCAAAGUUAAGCGAUUAAUUCUGUGUGCAGAGAAUUUAAAAUUGCAUGGCAACAAAAAAAUAUGACGAUCUCUAGUAUUUUUAGUCUCUUGACUCGAAUUGUCUUGAGGGAAAACUAAAAAUUUUCAUGACAUUUUCGCUAUUGUUUCGCUGGAAAAACGGUUGCAGCAUCAACAACAGAAAUUUAUAAAGAAUUUCAUAAGUGCGCCCUCAUUGAAUGAAUGAAUCAUGCAAUAGCAUCAUGCACAAAAAUAUUUUUCUUUUUAAGUAAAAACACAGUAGUUUAUAUUUUCUCUGGCAUUUUUAUCGGGUGCAAUAUCAAAAUAUAUUAUCUGUUUAUUUGAAAACUCAAUCAAACUUUUCGUUCUAUUAGACGUUCCUUUUUUGAAAACUGAAAGACCGCUGAAAUUAAACGACAGAAAAUUUAUGAAUGCAAACCAUGCAGAAACUUCCGAUAACAAGAUUUUAACAUCGUUUUUAUUUUUUCGUUGGAUAGAAAAUCUAAUACAUUGGAACAACAUGUCGUUGUCACCUCAAAAACAACUCAAAACUGGUUCAAUUUGAUUAUCACGUAUAUGGGCCAAAAGCAAAUUUUCACCACCCACACACACACACGCGCGCAAAACACCAACCUAUCAAUUUUAUCAUGCAGCGAGUGUAUUGGCGGAAAAUUGGGUGAAAAUAUCGGGGUAAAUACAUGUAUGCCAAUUAUCAUGUUGCAUGGUAGAUGCUGUUUUUGAUGUGACAACCACAGAAACAAUAUAUAAAAAACAACAUAAAUGUGAUAAUUUAGUGAAAAAUUUAAAUUUUGAGUUCACCCAUCAAUGGGCUAGUGAAAAUUUACUUGAAGAAGCAAACAAGAAAACUAUUACAAAUUAUAUAAAAGAGAUAGAUAAAAAUUCAGCAUAAAAUGCUUAAUGGAUUGAUUAAAUUAAAACAAAAAACUAUUAUUACCAUUAUUAUUGUACAUGAAAUUAUCCGAUAUUUAUAAGAUACACAAAUACACAAAACUAUCCUGCAAGUACAUUUUGGAGAUGAUAAAAUUGAGGCGAAAUGAAUAAAAACUUUAA